AAGCACGCACGAAAUAAUACUCUGCGAAAUACCAGUUCUAAAAUGUCAUACAACAUGCGUCGGGGUCAGGGCUCGAAUGCCUCGCGGAAGACCCGGACUAAACCCAUCCCCGGUACGGACAGCAAGGGGCGCUGUUAUGUCUCUGCGGAGGCGUUGUGGAAGGGGGAACUUCGGGGGGAUCUUUACGACCCUAAAAAGGGCUGGUAUGGGAAGUCAUUGGAAUACUGGAAAAAUACCCCGGCAACCAUCGAUGGGGUGCUUGGUGGUAUUUCCAGCAUCCACGACAUGGAUAUCAAGGAGUCGGCGGACUUUAUUUCGGCGCUUCCGGACCACGGUACAAAGCGUGCGAUUGACUGUGGGGCCGGCAUCGGUCGCAUCGCGAAGCACCUCCUUUGUAAUAUCUACGAGAUAACCGAUCUAUUGGAGCCUGUUGAGCAUAUGAUCAUUCAGGCCAUGAAAGAACUAGAUGGUUUGCCCAUGGGAGAUUUCAUUCUAUCGUCUAUGGAAAAGGUUUCUCUGCCACCACAGACAUACGAUUUGAUUGUCAUUCAGUGGUGUUCAAUAUAUCUUACCGAUGAUGAUUUCGUCAAGUUCUUUCGCAACGCCAAACAGGCGCUUACCCCCCAAGGUUACAUCUUCUUUAAGGAAAAUUGCAUUAAUGGGACUACUUUUGUUGUCGAUAGGGAGGACAGCAGUUUGACUCGAUCUGACCUUCACUACAAACAAUUAUUCAAGAAGGCUGGUGUGCGGGUCGUGAUGGAGUCCUUACAACAAGAAUGGCCUCAAGACCUGUUCCCAGUUAUGAUGUACGGGUUGCAAUAAAAUAUAAAAAUCACAUAAUGCUAAAGUGCCGCUAUGUUUCCACUUCCUCUUUUACUGUCUUGGGGAAGAUCUAAGUUUGCAAAAGCUUCCUGAUUCUGUAAAAA
Messenger RNA from Phytomonas sp. Hart1, 926 nucleotides. The record is from the annotation of a GenBank genome assembly. NCBI's taxonomy places the organism in Eukaryota, Euglenozoa, Kinetoplastea, Trypanosomatida, Trypanosomatidae.